AUGGUAACCAAAGAGCCCAGAACAACUUCCAAAGAGAUUAGAGGUGAACUCCAAGGUCAAGGAGGAAUUUUUGAGUCCAUCGAAAGUGGCCCUUCUGGAGCUGAGGAGCUAGCCUUCAAAUUUGCACUGAACACCAUCAACAGGAACAGAACACUGCUGCCGAACACCACGCUAACCUAUGACAUCCAGAGGAUUAACGUCUUUGACAGCUUUGAGGCCUCGAGGAAAGCUUGCGAACAGCUCUCUUUAGGCGUAGCAGCCAUAUUCGGACCCUCCCACAGCUCUUCAGCCAAUGCCGUGCAGUCCAUCUCCAAUGCCUUGGGUGUACCACACAUCCAGACCAGGUGGAAGCAUCAGGUUUCAGAUAACCGUGACUCGUACUACGUCAGCCUGUAUCCGGACUUCUCUUCUCUUAGUCGCGCCAUCCUAGACCUCGUUCACUUCUUCAAGUGGGAGACGGUCACCGUGGUGUAUGACGACAGCACAGGAUCAGGGUUGAUUCGUCUACAGGAGCUGAUUAAGGCUCCCUCCAGAUACAACAUCCGGCUAAAGAUUCGCCAGCUGCCUGCAGAGACCAAGGACGCCAAACCACUCCUUAAGGAAAUGAAAAAAGCAAAAGAAUUCCAUGUCAUCUUUGACUGUGGCCAUGAGAUGGCUGCCUGGAUACUCAAACAGGCUCUAUCUAUGGGGAUGAUGACAGAGUAUUAUCACUACAUCUUCACAACACUGGACCUUUUUGCAUUGGACAUGGAGCCGUAUCGCUACAGCGGUGUAAACAUGACUGGUUUUCGAAUCCUAAACACAGAGAGUGCUCAGGUGUCCUCUAUUGUAGAGAAAUGGUCCAUGGAGAGACUGCAGGCUCCUCCUAAGCCCGACUCAGGACUGCUGGAUGGAUUUAUGACGACAGAUGCAGCCCUGAUGUAUGAUGCGGUGCAUGUUGUAGCAGUAGCAGUGCAGCAGUCCCAGCAGAUCACUGUUAGCUCUCUUCAGUGCAACCGACACAAACCCUGGCGCUUUGGAGCGAGGUUCAUUAGCCUUAUUAAAGAGGCUUCUUGGGAUGGACUGACAGGGCGAGUUCUCUUCAACAAAACAAACGGCUUGAGAACAGAUUUUGAUCUAGAUGUGAUUAGUCUGAAGGAGGAUGGACUGGAGAAGAUUGGCACAUGGGAACCUGUGAAUGGUCUAAAUAUGACGGAACAUCACAAGAGUAAAAUGACCAAUGUUACAAACUCCUUGUCCAACAAAUCACUAAGGGUGGCCACUAUUCUGGAAGAACCAUAUGUGAUGUUCAAGAAGUCAGACAAGCCUCUGUGUGGAAAUGACCGUUUCGAGGGCUACUGUGUGGAUUUGCUGCGAGAGCUGGCCGCCAUUUUGGGAUUCCGCUAUGAGAUCCAGUUGGUGGAGGAUGGAAAGUAUGGCGCGCUAGAGGAAAGCACAGGCCAGUGGAAUGGCAUGGUCCGAGAACUAAUGGACCAUAAAGCAGACUUGGCAGUGGCUCCCUUGACCAUAACAUACGUGAGGGAGAAGGUGAUUGAUUUCUCGAAGCCCUUCAUGACAUUGGGCAUCAGCAUCCUGUACCGCAAGCCCAACGGCACCAACCCUGGCGUGUUCUCAUUCCUCAACCCCCUCUCUCCCGAUAUCUGGAUGUAUAUUCUGCUGGCUUACUUGGGUGUCAGUUGUGUGCUGUUUGUCAUAGCCAGGUUCAGCCCGUAUGAGUGGUAUAAUCCUCACCCCUGUAACCCAGAUUCUGAUAUGGUGGAGAAUAACUUCACUCUACUAAAUAGUUUCUGGUUCGGAGUUGGAGCUCUCAUGCAACAAGGGUCUGAGCUGAUGCCCAAGGCUCUGUCCACCAGGAUAGUUGGAGGUAUCUGGUGGUUUUUCACUCUGAUCAUCAUCUCCUCUUACACGGCCAACCUGGCUGCCUUCCUCACUGUGGAGAGGAUGGAGUCUCCCAUUGACUCAGCUGAUGACCUAGCCAAGCAGACCAAGAUUCCUUAUGGUGUAGUGGAGGAUGGAUCUACUAUGGCAUUUUUCAAGAAGACAAAGAUCUCCACUUAUGAUAAGAUGUGGGAGUUCAUGAAUAGCAGGAGGCAAUCAGUGAUGGUGAAGAGCGUGGAGGAGGGAAUCCAGAGAGUGCUUACGUCGGACUAUGCAUUCCUCAUGGAGUCCACCACCAUUGAGUUUGUCACCCAGCGCAACUGCAACCUCACUCAGAUUGGAGGACUCAUAGACUCCAAGGCAUAUGGAGUGGGAACACCAAUGGGCUCUCCAUACCGAGACAAGAUCACCAUAGCGAUUCUGCAGUUGCAGGAGGAAGGGAAGCUGCAUAUGAUGAAGGAGAAGUGGUGGAGAGGAAAUGGCUGCCCAGAGGAGGAGAGCAAAGAGGCGAGUGCACUGGGAGUGCAAAACAUUGGGGGCAUCUUCAUCGUGCUGGCUGCGGGCCUGGUCCUCUCUGUUUUUGUGGCUGUAGGGGAAGUGCUGUACAAGUCCAAACAGAACGCACAGAUUGAGAAGCGGUCAUUCUGCAGCGCCAUGGUGGAUGAGCUCACUGUGUCUCUGAAGUGUCAGCGACGCCUCAAACAAAAACCACAGCCUCCCGCCAUCGUCAAAACAGAGGAGGUGAUAAACAUGCACACCUUCAAUGACAGAAGACUGCCAGGGAAAGAGACAAUGGCCUAAGGGUCAUCACCUUCCCACCUCUCUCUCCCUCAUGGGAUAAGUCCGUUAGGGGCGCAAGAGAGUCUAGGACAGAAGUGCAUCCCACAAUGCCUUUGGGUCCACCCUGGAACGCUCCAGCUUUCGUCCCAGAGAU
Molecule: messenger RNA, 2812 nt
Organism: Colossoma macropomum (tambaqui)
Lineage: Eukaryota; Metazoa; Chordata; Actinopteri; Characiformes; Serrasalmidae
Product: glutamate receptor ionotropic, kainate 2
Exons: 17
Coding region: 1-2679 (892 amino acids)
Biological process (GO): synaptic transmission, glutamatergic; modulation of chemical synaptic transmission; monoatomic ion transport
Cellular component (GO): presynaptic membrane; postsynaptic membrane; plasma membrane
Molecular function (GO): kainate selective glutamate receptor activity; transmitter-gated monoatomic ion channel activity involved in regulation of postsynaptic membrane potential
Source: RefSeq, a predicted model, not a curated record